Contarinia nasturtii (swede midge) is the source of this 1059-nucleotide messenger RNA. RefSeq names its product carbohydrate sulfotransferase 11. The coding region runs from base 1 to 1059 and encodes 352 amino acids. Gene Ontology annotation, molecular function: sulfotransferase activity. The record is from RefSeq and is a predicted model, not a curated record. Lineage: Eukaryota; Metazoa; Arthropoda; Insecta; Diptera; Cecidomyiidae. Gene Ontology annotation, cellular component: membrane. The transcript has a single exon. Gene Ontology annotation, biological process: carbohydrate biosynthetic process.
AUGUUGCAUUCAAACGAUUUAAUUAAAAUAGUGUCAGCUAUGUUGAAUUCCACAUUUCGUGUGUCAAAUUCGCUGUGCUUAAUUUUAAUAGUAUGCAUUUUAAUUGACGUGCAACCGUUGCCUGCCUUAAUCCUAGAGAACGAGAACAAUAAUAAUAUUCGUUUGAAUAGUCAUGGGUUCGAAUUGACCCAGGCGAAUAAUUUAUUGCGUCAGGAGCAAGUGCAAAAAGUGUGUGCCAAUUUAAAAUCACGAUCAAUUUUCGAAGACAUAGCUGACAUACCAGACGAUCAACUCGAUCACAUGAUAAUCGAUAAUAAACACAAGUUUCUCUAUUGUUACGUGCCAAAAGUUGCAUGUACAAAUUGGAAACGUGUUUUAAUGUUGAUGACAGAUCAAUGGAAAAAUGGCACCGAUCCACUGAAAAUACCGGCCGCAUUGGCCCAUUCGGCCGGUAUUUUUCGUAAAUUUAAUGCGUUAACACCGAACGAACGUGAAACAGUUUUAACGCAAUACACUCGUUUUAUCAUCGUUCGUCAUCCAUUCGAACGCCUAUUGUCAGCCUAUCGCAAUAAACUCGAAGGAAAUAUGCCAAGUGCUCGAUACUUCCAAGAGCGUAUUGGUCGACAAAUAAUUAAAUCAUUUCGUUUAAAUGCAGCAACCGAUUCGCUAAAUCGAGGUCAUGACGUCACAUUCAAUGAAUUCAUUAUGUAUCUGUUAACACCUGAACUAAGCAUGAACAAUCAAGCAAAUCAAUCGUUUUAUUCGUUUAACGAACAUUGGGAACCUAUAAAUAAGUUAUGUCAUCCUUGUGCAAUCAAAUAUAAUAUAAUUGGAAAGUAUGAAACACUAAUUGACGACUCAGCACUUGCAUUGCAUUUGGCCGGUGUUAAUAUCACCUUUCCGACGAGUCAACGUACAUCGGGCACUAGUGAAUUGUUGCGUGAAUAUUUUAAUCGAAUUCCGGUUAGCGUGACGAAAAGUCUAUAUAAAUUGUACGCUGUUGAUUUUAAAUUAUUUGGCUACAGUUUGGAAGAUGUGCUCGGUUAUGAACUUGAAUAA